AUGAGUGCCUAUUUCGGAAGCAUCGAGAAAUGCGACCGUUUGCUCGAUAUAGGGACCGACAUCAAUGCGUAUGGAAUUGUGAGCAACGCUUUGCAGGCUGCAGCUCGCGAGGGGCAUCUUGCCCUUGUGCAACAUCUCCUCGAACGGGGCGCGAAUGUUAAUGUGCCCGCCAAUUUUGCGCAUGAGAAAAACAGACAGCAAUGCAGAAGUUCUAAGUAUGGUGGACCACAGACGGCACUCCAGGGCGCUGUUCUGGGUGGAUACUACCAGGUGGUGAAUUGUCUGAUUGAAGCCGGGGCGAAGGUUGCAGCUCCUCCAGUUGACAACACAGACAUCACCAUUUUGGAUGCAGCCGCUGAAGCCUUCAGUAGAAAACAAUAUCAUGGGUAUGACGUUGGCUAUUCAACCCAUAUAUUCAGGAAGCUCCUUGCUCAUGGGGCUCUGAUCAAUCGCACAGACGGUGGACCAUGUGGCGUUUUACAUCACCUCGUCCACGCAUCGCAGCUUGAGUGCCUGGAAUUGGUACUCAAAGAACGCGCAGUGACUGAGGAGCGAGCAGUCUUCCGCACGGGCCGGGACUGGGGAUCGGACAUAUUCGUGACCCCAAUUCAACUUGCGGCCGCCCGUCACAACAUGGAGAUGGUGGAGCUCCUCCUCAAGUACAAUGCCGACAUCAACGCCCCUGCCUCCGACACCAAGCUAGGCAAUCGUGGCCGCACAGCCCUACAAGCAGCCACUACAUGGAACGAACCCAGCGUGAGGAUUGUUUCACUUCUCUUGCAGCACAAGGCCGACGUCAAUGCUCCUCCUGCCGAAUCAUUCGGCCUCACGGCUCUACAAGGCGCUGCGAUUUCAGGAGAUGUCCAGAUUGCGAAAAUGUUGCUUGCUCACAGAGCCGAUGUCAAUGCGGCGGCAGCGCCAAGUGGGGGCAGGACGGCUAUUCAGGGAGCAGCUGAGCAUGGGAGACUUGAUAUGGUUCGGCUUCUCCUCGACAAUGGAGCCAGGCCAGACCCGGAGAAGGGCUUCUCGAAGGCAAUCGAGUUUGCCGAGAAAAAUCAUCGUUACCAUAUUGCAAGUCUAUUGAGGGCCCAUGAAGACGCAUGCAAUGGGUUAGCUAUGGGUUUCAGUGCUGGGCGGUUUCGCGAUUUCGGAGGGCCUUCGUCAGGCAUCUUAAACGAACUGACAGAUGAUAACGAAAUUAUAAUGUAGUUCCUGUGUUAGGGGAUGGAUGGCGAGGAAACCUGAACCCUUCAAUAUACCUCUCUCAUAAUGCUUGUAUUCAGCCGUCAAACAC
Ilyonectria robusta is the source of this 1294-nucleotide messenger RNA. Its product is annotated as ankyrin repeat-containing domain protein. The record is from RefSeq and is a predicted model, not a curated record. Gene Ontology annotation, molecular function: protein binding. Lineage: Eukaryota; Fungi; Ascomycota; Sordariomycetes; Hypocreales; Nectriaceae. The coding region runs from base 1 to 1209 and encodes 402 amino acids. The transcript has 2 exons.